Messenger RNA from Lotus japonicus, 1974 nucleotides. RefSeq lists its product as uncharacterized. Lineage: Eukaryota; Viridiplantae; Streptophyta; Magnoliopsida; Fabales; Fabaceae. The transcript is spliced from 6 exons. Gene Ontology annotation, molecular function: protein dimerization activity. Bases 1 to 1974 code for a protein of 657 amino acids. The record is from RefSeq and is a predicted model, not a curated record.
AUGAAGCACCAUCUUGCAGGCAUACCAGGUCAAAUAUCUGCUUGCAAGAAAGUUCUUCCUGAUGUUCGCCAUAGAAUGGUAGCUUUAUUAGAAAGUAUUGAACAAAAGAAAAAUGAAGCCAAGAAUAACCGCAAUGAAGCAUUUGGUGAUGGAGCUAUUAAUGAAGUUGGUAAUGAACUUAAUGCUUGUCCAACUGUAACACCAGCAUCUACUCAAAGCAAAGGAAAAAGGAAAGCUACUGGUGAAAUUAACAAUUACUUUGCUCCAAGAACGACUCCUGGAUCCCAACCAACACUUAAAAGUGUUUUGUCUAGUAAAGAAGUUGUACACAAAGCUAAGAUGACAAUUGCUAGAUGGUUUUUUGAUGCUUGCAUUCCAUUUAAUGCAUUACAAUCACCAUAUUUUCAGCCAGCAUUGGAUGCAGUUGUUGCCAUUGGCUCUGGUUUUAAAGGUCCAUCUUAUGAUGAAUUAAGGGUCAACUUGUUAGGAGAUUGCAAGAAAGAGUGUCAGUUACUUGUUGAAAGCCACCGGGCCAAUUGGGCUAAGUAUGGAUGUACAAUCAUGGCUGAUGGAUGGAGUGAUCAACAACAAAGAACUUUGAUAAAUUUUAUGGUUUAUUGUCAAACAGGCAUGUCAUUUGUCAAAUCUGUGGAUGCGUCUGAUGUUGUGAAAGAUGCUUCAACAUUGUGCAACUUAUUUUCUGAAGUUAUUGAGUGGGUUGGACCUCAAAACGUGGUUCAUGUUGUCACAGAUAAUGCGGCUAACUAUGUAGCUGCCGGUAAAUUGCUUCAUCAGAAAUAUGAGAACAUUUUUUGGACUCCAUGUGCUGCUCAUUGCAUAAAUCUCCUUUUGAAGGAUAUUAGUAGCUUGCCACAUAUUGCAGAUCUUGCCUCAAAAGCUUCUAAGGUGACUAUAUUUAUUUACAAUCAUAUGAUAUUUUUAUCUUGGCUUAGAAAAAGAAGUGGUUGGAAAGAAAUUGUUCGUCCAGGGGUGACUCGAUUUGCUACCACCUUUAUCACAUUGAAAAGUAUUUCUGAUCAUAAGUCUGAUUUGCAAGCUCUAGUUGUUAAUCAACACUUUACUGGUAAUAAGUUAUCAACGGGUACAGCUGGGAAACGUGUUAGUGAAAUCAUUUUAGAUAAUAAAUUUUGGAGGGAUUGUGAGGUGGUGUCAAAUAUUGCAGCUCCCAUUAUCCGACUACUUAGAAUUGUAGAUGGGGAUGAAAAACCCUCGAUGGGCUAUGUUUAUGAUGGCAUGCAAAGGGCAAAGAACGCAAUCAAGCGGAUGUUCAAGGAUAAGAGUGAAUUGUAUAAGCCUUUUGUUGAAAAGGAUAGAGUUGUGCAGUCACUUGUUGAUUUGUUGGAGGUGAAAAGUCUAUGUGCUAGCUUACCCAAAGCCCUUCUAGAGAUGAAUGUCUAUCGUGAGCGGAAAGAUUCAUUUAGUCGAGCAAGUGCUUUGCAAGCGGCAAGCCAAAUUCAACCCGCUCAAUGGUGGUCAAUAUAUGAGAGUAGUGCUCCAUUGUUACAAAAGAUUGCAAUUCGUAUUCUUAGUCAAACAUCAUCAUCUUCAGGGUGUGAAAGAAAUUGGAGUCUCUUUGAACGCAUCCAUACCAAAAAACGAAAUAGACUUGAACAUCAAAGGCUAAGUGAUCAUGUUUAUAUUACUUAUAACUUGCGUUUGAAGAAAAGGAGUGAAUUGAAGAAGAGAACUUAUGAUCCUGUUGAUUAUGAAUGCAUCAAUAAUGUUGACUUUUGGGUAGUUGAGGAAGAAGCACCUCCUGAGUUUGAUGAUAAUGAGGCUGAGCUUGUGAAUAACAUUUAUGAAGAUGAUGCAAGAGAUGUUGCAGGUGGUGAAGAAGUUGACAUUUCAGAGGAGCCACUGAUGGAGUCAGUUGAUUUUCAAAUUGGGGCAAAUGUUGAAUCAUCGCCGUUUGAUGGAAUAGAGUUCAAUCUUAAUGAUGUUAAUGAUUUCUGA